Monodelphis domestica (gray short-tailed opossum) is the source of this 5802-nucleotide messenger RNA. The record is from RefSeq and is a predicted model, not a curated record. NCBI's taxonomy places the organism in Eukaryota, Metazoa, Chordata, Mammalia, Didelphimorphia, Didelphidae.
GGGCUUAUACGGAAUUCUGAAGUCUUUUGACUUUUUUUCUAUGUUACUGUGAUCAUUUUGUAAAUUGUUCUCUUGAUUUUGCUUCCGUUACUUGGGAUGGUUUUAUUUUUCCCAAGGAAUUCAAAAUUCUUCCCCACUUCCUGAUAAAGUGGUCAAGAAGGGUAGAAGAAGAAACUUCCUUGCUUAUAGAGAGCCCCUUGCCAAGGACCACUAUAAUUCAGUGGUGGAUUGCUGUGGUACUUAGAUCUGCCUUCUCCCAUCCUUCAUUUAAACUUCCAGCUUUUCAAGUUAGAUAUCAUCUAAUUUUCCUUUUGACAUUCUCUGCUUGGGAAAUAAUUUUCAUAUUUCAGAGUGAAUGAUUUUGAUCAGUGCAGAUUUUUCCUGGAUCUGCAUUGUUCAUUCUCUCUUCCUUUCCCCUGGACUUUUCUUCAAGAUGAGUAGAAGUCCCAGUGAGACAUGGUUGGCAAAGGAAAGAGACAGACAGAGAGCACCCAUGGUGAAAAGUCAGAGGAGAGUUCCAGCAACUUUUAAGUGAAAGCAUCAUUCAGCAGAGGAAAUUAUCAGAGAAGGGAAAGAAAUGUAAAUAUUCUUCAACAGCAAAAAUUUCUAACCCAUCCUUCCCAUGCAGAGGAAGAAGUCUUUGGGGAUUUGGGCAAACACUGCCUUAAAAGGCAUGAAGUGUGGGCAUUCUAGACAGUCUCCCUCCUCUUUCUUCCUCAUCACUCCCUGUCACAGAAACAGAAAGUCUUAUGCUGGUAAUAUCUUCCUCCUACACAAAAAUCCAGUGAUCUGUUUUCUUUGCUGUACAUAUAGAGCAAUACUGCCCAUGGCUUUGGGCUCCCCAAGGAUUAAGGAGCAGGAAGGGCAUACCUUAGAAGAUUAUUUAUUCUUCUUAAAACCCCAUACAUUCAAUAUAAUCUCUCCCCAGACUAAUUUUGCUCACAGGAGAGUGGGAUGCCUUGGGAAGACAGAGAGAGAAUGGCCAGGCAACACUGUUACUAGUAUUUAUUAUUCAGUCAAUCAAUACUCAGCAGGCAUUUAUCAAGCAUUUACUAUGUAUGAGGAUACCAAGAAAGGCAAACACAGGUGCUGCCCUCAAGGAGCUUACAUUUUAAUGAAGGAGACAACAUGUAAAUAACCAAGUAUAUACAUGAUAUAGAUAGAACAGAUGGAAGAUCAUUUCAGAAGAGACAGAUUGGGAGCAGAAGCCCCUCAAAGAAAGUGGGUUUGGAGCAGAGUCUUGAGAGAGUUCAGGAGGUCUCUUUAAGAAAAGGGAGAGAAUUCUGGGCUUGAGGAGUAAGUAGUAAAAAGAGGCACCAAGUCAGAGCAGUGAGUCUCUCAUGUGAUGAAGGACAAUAUGAUCAUUGUAUCAGAGAGUGGAAGGAAGGGAGGUGUAGAAAGAUUGGAAAGAAAGGAAGGGGCCAGGUUGUGUGGGGCAGGACAUUCCAGGCAUGGGGGAUUGAGAGGAGAGUCCGGAGAUCAAAUGUCAUUUUGGAGAAACUGCAUAAAAAUUUUUGUUGUUGUUUUUGUUUUCUGUUUUGAAAUUUUAUUGAAUCAUCUUGACACAAAAUCAUUAUAGCAGCUUGUGGUAUGUUUUUCUUUUCUUUAUAAGGGAAUGUUGACAGCAAAUAAAUUCUUUAAUAUAACAUCAUACAGUCUCAAAAUUCUAGAAUCAUUGCACAGGAUUCUGUAAUAGAAAAUAUAUUACAGUGGUCCUGGAUCACAGAAUGCCCAUCCAGAAACUAACCUUUCUUAGGAUUCAGCUCAGUUCCUUUCCUGGCCAUGCCAGCCCACAUCAUUCUCCCCCUUGGGAAAUACUCUCUGGGUAUAAACUGUUUGAGUCUUGAUUCUGACUCAGUAACUGUUGGUCCAUGGGCAAACAGCCUCUCUGAGCCCCCAUUUCCUCAUCUGUAAAAUGGCCAUACUUAUAUGUUAUUGCCUCACAGUGCCAUUGAAGGAGAAGGGCUUUGGCAACCUUAAAGUGCUACAGAGAUAUCUCUGACGCACUGGUGUCCCCAGAAUCAAAUUGUAGAAGAUUCCCAGGAUGUAAUCAAUACAGCACCAAUAUAAUGUGGUCUGAUGUGUUUAGUGGAUGAAGCUGAUGAGAGCCAUUUUUUGAGCUGAAAUCCAUCUGAAAACAUAAAUAUCAGACUUGAACGUUAGAAGGAAGCCAAAGCCAUUUCACAAGUAAAGUCCUUCCGGAUCAUUCCUCGCAUUUUAUUGACCCCCCCCCCAUUACAAUAAAAUAAGACAUUGCACACCAGAUACAAUGGCAAGCAAGAGAAAGUCAACAACUCCGUGCAUGGUCCGGACAUCUCAAGUGAUGGAACAGGAAGUGCCCGAAGAUGCUGACAGAGGCAAAGAUAAAGAAGUUGGAGCCCUCCAGGCUGACGCGAGUAAAGAUGGUUGGUCCACUGAGCCUGAGAGCUCUUCCAAAGAAAGUGAAUUAAUGGAGGUGAAGUCAGCAGUGGAGAAUCAAUCCAAAAAACUCCAGGGGGGUUAUGAAUGUAAAUACUGCCCAUACUCCACACAAAACCUGAACGAGUUCACAGAGCACGUGGACAUGCAGCAUCCUAACGUGAUCCUCAACCCCCUCUAUGUGUGUGCUGAAUGCAACUUCACCACCAAAAAGUACGAUUCCUUGUCUGACCACAACGCCAAGUUCCAUCCUGGGGAGACAAACUUCAAGCUGAAAUUGAUUAAACGCAAUAACCAGACGGUUUUAGAACAGUCCAUCGAAGGAUCCAACCAUGGCGUGACUGUCAGUGGCGGCGGCCUGGGGAGCGGCGACGGUGACCCCGGGAUCUCAGUGAGUAAGACGCCGAUCAUGAAACUGGGGAAACCCAAAGCUGAUGCCAAGAAGGCCCCCAGGAAACCAGAAGAAAGUGGUUCUGAUAACCACAUGGAAGGGAACACCACUGCCCGGGUGGUGACAGAGGCCGCCGAGGCUUUCGCCAGGCUUAAUGGCAUUGAGCUGCUCCAAGACUCCCUAGGGCACGUGAUGCCUUCUGUACAGCUGCCACCAAAUAUUAAUCUUGUCCCCAAGGUCCCCGUCCCAUUGAAUAGUACCAAAUAUAACUGUGCCCUGGACACCAAUGCCACCAUGAUUAACUCCUUCAACAAGUUCCCUUACCCAACCCAAGCAGAAUUGUCAUGGCUGACAGCUGCCUCCAAACACCCCGAGGAGCACAUCCGAAUCUGGUUUGCUACCCAGCGCUUGAAGCAUGGUAUAAGCUGGUCUCCAGAAGAGGUAGAAGAGGCGAGGAAGAAGAUGUUUAAUGGGACGAUCCAGUCAGUCCCCCAGACUAUCACUGUGCUGCCUGCUCAGUUGGCCUCCACUAAGAUGUCCCAGCCCAUCAUCCAGACUGCUUUACCUUGCCAGAUCCUUGGCCAGACCAGUCUUGUUUUGACGCAGGUGACUAACGGAUCAACAGUGUCGUGCUCCCCCAUCACGCUUGCUGUCGCGGGGAUGACCAAUCACGGCCAGAAGAGACCUUUACCAAAUCUCCAAGCAGCUCCAGAGCCCAAACGGGCCCACAUGGCCCAGGUUCCUGAGCCCCCACCAAAGGUAACCCCCAGCAUACUGCCCACGACAAAUGAUCGGAAAAAGACAAAAGAGCAAAUAGCGGAACUGAAAGCAAGCUUCCUCCAGAGUCAGUUUCCUGAUGAUGCAGAAGUCUACCGACUCAUCGAGGUCACUGGCCUCUCCAGGAGUGAGAUCAAGAAAUGGUUCAGUGAUCACAGAUAUAGGAGCCAAAGGGGCAUCGUCCAUAUCACCAGCGAGUCCCUCGCCAAAGACCAGCUGGCCAUUGCGGCUGCCCGGCAUGGACGUUCCUACCAUGCAUACCCGGACUUUGCGCCACAAAAAUUCAAAGAAAAAACACAGGGUCAGCUUAAAGUGCUGGAAGAUAGCUUCAUGAAAAGUUCUUUCCCCACCCAAGGAGAACUGGAUCGGCUCCGGUCUGAAACCAAGCUGAGCAGGAGAGAAAUUGAUACCUGGUUUUCAGAGAGGAGAAAGCUCAGGGACAGCAUGGAGCAAGCUGUCUUAGACUCCAUGGGAUCCAGCAAAAAGAACAAAGAAGUGGUGGUCCCCAAUGGCACGUUAUCUCGACUGGACCAGCUUUCUAGCGUCCAGCUAGCCAGUUCUCUCUCUAGCCCCUCUCCAGCUAUGAUGAAGAACCAGGAACAAAUUCAUCUUCUGAAGAGUACCUUUGCAAGAACCCAGUGGCCCACCCCACAGGAAUAUGACCAGUUAGCAGCAAAAACGGGUCUGAUCAGAACUGAAAUCGUGCGUUGGUUCAAAGAGAACAGAUGUUCAUUAAAGACUGGAACCUUAAAGUGGAUUGAUCAGUACCAACAGCAGCAUGCUAUGGAUGGCCACAGUAAUGAGUCCGUCCUGAGAAAAGGAACCCCACACCUCACUGAAAGUCCAAAGAAUGGGGGUGAGCUGGUUCAGCAAUAUUUCAAGGACCACAAAAAGCUGAGUGAAGAGGAUUUGGACAAACUGGUGACCACGGCAAAAGUGGGUUGCGAAAAGGCCAAAGACUCCUUGCCAGGCAAGACAACAGAGGCCACUUCGGACAAAUCUGAAGGUAACAGCCGGGAUGGUCAUGGCAGUGAUGAGAAUGAGGAGGCUGAUGUUGUGGACUGGGUAGAGGUGACGGUUGGGGAGGACGAUGGCAUCUCAGACUGUACAGAUAGCUGGAGCCAAGCAGCGCCAGAGGGUCGAGCGGAGUCGGCCAAUUUUGAUUCUGAUUCUGAAGGUGUAACUGAAGACACUGGCCACGUUUAGACAGGGAAACCAGUCAGACCUACUGUCCCGAUCAUUAGUGGGGCUCUGUCUUUGAAGAGAGCAGAGAACUUCACUCUUCCUGCCUUUGGACAAGAUUGCCAAGGACCGAUGACUCCAAGUUGAACUGCUCUGGCGUCUGCCUCUCCAUGGCCUCCAUUCUCAAGGAGCACUCAUCGGGUGGAAUUGUUCAUAGUGCCAAAGUCCUACUACUGCAUUUUCAAAGGGUCCUUGUAAAUAGAUUGCUCCUCCCUUCCCCUGCCUCACUCCCCUCUUCCGUGCCCCCAAUCUCUUGCGAUACUGGAAUCGAUUUGUACAACGUGGCCAUUUUGUUACCUUUUUAAAUCGGCUCGAGUUACUUUUACAGAUCAUACACUUGCAAGGUUUUUUGGAGGGAGGCUGGUAAUGUGUGCUUUUUUUUCUUUCUCUUCCUUUUUUUCCUUGGUUUUUGUUUUUUUUAGAAUUAGCAACCACUAUAUCUGCAUCUGGGUUUGGGGGGGAUUCUCAUUAUUUUGUUUCAUUUUUUUAGACCUAGUUUGGAAUUGGAGGAGAUUUUCCAAUGGGGUGUGCGGAGAAAUCUCCUUUUAGUUUAUCCCAGAGGUGGCUUAUAAUCAGAGCUGCCUCAAACCCGGUCCUAGCCCCUUUUCUUUCCCAGCUGUUUGCAUGGGACUCCCUGCUGUAGCUCUCCACAAAAGGCUUUCUGCACUGCUGGGAGUGGGGGGCUGAUUGCCUAACUACUGUAUGUCCCCGGCCACGCUCUUGGCCCAGCAAGCAUCCCAAGAGCUGCAUGGCAUGCACCUGUCCUUUUAAAGCACCUUUUUUAUAUAAAAGGAGGAAGGGCUCCAAUGUUUCUUAGGAUUUUUUUUCCUGAGAUGGAAUUCAUCAUGCCUGGAUGGCAUCAAGAUGACCUGAAAGAAGGAUUCCAGAGUUUCUUGGUUUGUUUGUUUUUUCUGAAAUGGAAUUCAUCAUACCUGGAUGGCACCAAGAUGACCUGGAAGAAAGAUUCCAGUGUU